This is a messenger RNA of Anolis carolinensis (green anole), 6474 nucleotides long. It is a transcript of the gene cish, whose product is annotated as cytokine inducible SH2 containing protein. Lineage: Eukaryota; Metazoa; Chordata; Lepidosauria; Squamata; Anolidae. The coding region runs from base 3480 to 4223 and encodes 247 amino acids. The transcript is spliced from 3 exons. Gene Ontology annotation, molecular function: 1-phosphatidylinositol-3-kinase regulator activity. Gene Ontology annotation, biological process: intracellular signal transduction; phosphatidylinositol phosphate biosynthetic process. Gene Ontology annotation, cellular component: phosphatidylinositol 3-kinase complex. The record is from RefSeq and is a predicted model, not a curated record.
CUGCUGCCCUGCAGACUAGGACACGGAACAAUGGCUUCAAACUACAGGAAAGGAGAUUCCACCUGAACAUCAGGAAGAACUUCCUCACGGUGAGAGCUGUUCGACAGUGGAACUCUCUCCCCGGGGCCGUGGUGGAGGCUCCUUCCUUGGAGGCUUUUAAGCAGAGGCUGGAUGGCCAUCUGUCGGGGGUGCUUUGAAUGCGAUUUCCUGCUUCUUAGCAGGGGGUUGGACUAGAUGGCCCAUGUGGUCUCUUCCAACUCUACUAUUCUAUGAUUCUAUGAUUCAAUGACAACAUUCCCACCUGCCUCCAAUAGACAAGAGUUCUUUCUCCCACCCUGAUCAUUCCACAGAUAUAUAAACCCCAUCUGACUAGUUUCCAACAGACCUCACAACCCUUGAGGAUGCCUGUCAUAGAUGCGGGCAAAACGUCCGGAGAGAAUGUUUCUGGUACAUGUCCAUAUGGCCCGGAAAACUCACAGCAAUCCAGUGAUUCUGGCCAUGAAAGCCUUCGUCAACACACAGGACUCUGUGAGCGGGGAUAUGGUGCUUUCUCAUGAAGCAUAUUAUUUAUUUCAGAAGUAAGCUUAUUCUAGAGUAGACGUGUAUGGCACAUUACCUUGCAUUUUAACUCAACUGACCAUAGUAAUCUCUGUCAGAUUCCUGCCUUGUUCUUUAAGCUUAAUUUUUUUCCUCACAUGCAUGGCCUCUGGGCCCCAUACCUUAGUUAGAAUUAUGUAUUGUUUAGAAGCCAUUUUUGUUCUGCUGCAAUGUAGAUUGAAAGAUAGAGGUGGCUUUGUGGUAUCCACUGAGCUGCUUCUUGGUGCUUGUACCUCUAUAGCCCAACACUAUCUUCUGAAAAAAAUGGGGCGUAUUUGCACAGUAAGAGUUAUACUGAUUUCAUAUAAUUUUAAUUGUCGUGAAUCCUGAGAUUUAUAGAGAGGCAAUGAGAAUUCUGUCAUCUAGUAAUUCUCAAACAGUGCUUUUCCAGGAAAUUCAGCUCCCAGCAUGCCUACAUUCGGUCAUGCUGGUUGAGAAUUGUAAAACCGAGACCAAAAUAUCUGGAGGGCGAAAGACUCGAGAACCACUCCCUUCCACAACAGUUCUUGACAUAUCUUGAGAAGAGAGUGUUUGAAGAUUAAAUCAGUUGAUUUCUGCAGUGUAGACAACUUCUGAACCUCAGUUCUUUUGCUGAUGCACUGUGUUUUGAAACCCCUUCUUUUGCAGUAAGUUUUUAAUAUUAUUUGCUGUUACUAGUAUUGAGCAGCCUGCCCCAUGGCUAUGAUUCUCCUUUGCUUCCCCCUGUGAUAAAUUUUAGGAAAUAACUGCUGUAAUCCACAUGCCUAGGUUAAGAUCACUAUCUGUUGUAUCGUGCUUCUACACCUACUAAAAAAUGUUCCCCAGCUUACUAUGCACCUGUCUCUCUUGUACUCCUGGUUGGUGUCUUUGCUGCCUGUCACCCACACACUCUCAUACCUUCUUUCUUGCUGUCUUGCCCCCUCACCUGUAACAGAGAACAGAAUGCCUGUUUCCUCAAGGAGGUAUUCAGAGAAAAUCCUAAAAAUGAAACACCGAGGCCACUGCUCUCCGAGACAAAAGGGCAGGUGGGAAUGGUUUAAAAAGAGGCUAGGAUAAUGUGUUUUGAACCAUACAAGCAAUACCUGAGAAAGAAUUAUUGGACUUUUAUAACAGCGUUUGAUCUCUUCCCACUCACCCCAACAAGUUAUUAAAACAAAUAGUGUCUCCCUUUCAAAUCUUUUGUGUUUCUCUCUUGUAAGGGGAGACCUCUGGCUCAAAGAGUGCUUUGCCAAGUACUUAUUUAAUCCAGAAAAUAAAGUGUGUUGUAGUAACAUAUGCCCUCUUCUCUCUUUGGCAAGGAGAAGAUUGUGACUAGUGACUGCUAGGGCCAACAGUGACUGUUUUAGUAGCUGUGAUCCAGGGCUGGUUGUUGUAUGCCUUCAAGUCAUUCUGACUUAUGGCAACCCUAAAGCAAAUUUAUCAUGGGCUUUUCUGAAGCUGAGAGUGUGUGUCUUGUCCAAGAUCACCCAGUGGCUUUCCAUGGCUGAGCAGGGAAUAUCUGCUCAUAGUCUGAUGCACAAACCGCUAUACCGUGCCGGCUAUUGAUUUUAGGAGGGGAUGCGUAAACUCAGUUAAUUGUCCUGUAGUCAUUUCUGUCAGAGUAAUUGCAGUGCAGCAGUAGUUGGAUGGAGUCAGUGGAACACAGAACGAAGUGACACCAAGAAACGUUAGUAAUACUAUAUAGGAGGGGAUGCGUAAACUCAGUUAAUUGUCCUGUAGUCAUUUCCACAGCCAGGGAGCACAAAUCUGGUUCUGUAACUUCUACAUAGUGAAGCCACAUAUAAGUAAAUGCUUUAAAGGAAAGAAACCUACCAACAUAAACUUCUUGAUGCCUUUAGGACUGGAUUCAGCAGCUACUACAUUCUUGUCCUCUUUAAGGUUUGGUUACUAACAAGAAAUUAUGGAACACAAUUUCCAUGGAACUGAUGGGGAGGGGACAGUAACAUUUUUAUUACUUCACUUAUUUAUAUAGAGUCAUUAAUAUACUUGGAACCUUUUAUACUUUUCUUAUAGAAAAUAAACCAAGUAGCUCCCCCAAGGAGCUUAAAAUCUGAAAUAGAGAAAGUAGAAGGUAGAGACAAGAACAGGAGAGAUAAAGUAUAUGAUGGAUUAGUAUUUGCAAGCAUAUUCACUUGAUGUUCUUGGGCAUGGGGAUUAUGGGAUUAAGCCAAAGGCCAAAAUAUCUAAAUGCGUCAAUCACAACAUUUCCAAGGAAAUCUAUCACUAUCCAUGAGAGCUUGGAAAAAGUUAAUUCUGGAGUUCAACAUAUCCAGUCCAUGUGGUUUCUCACCCUGAUGGUCAGGGCAUUCUGGGAUCUGUAGUCAAAAUAACCUUGUCCUGCUUUUAGUACACCGAAAUAAGAUAUUUCUAGGACGCAUCACACUACCCCAGUACUUCCAGUUCUGUCUCCUCCUCAUCACAGAAAAGCUAUUGAGGACAAAUAUGUUUGGACAGAAUGCAUCCUUCCUUUGGUAGGAGUGCAACAACAUGAGGAAAAGAUUGAUCCAUGCAUUAGUUUUGACUGGGAAUUCAAAAAAAUUAUUUCCCAAAGAAUUUAGGAAGGAAAUGCCAGCCUUUACAGGUUACUUUUAAAAUAGAAUAAUGUGAAGUCCAAUGUUUGACUUGAACUGGCAGAAUUUGGAACUGGGAACUUUCUUCCUACCUUGUUUAGUCAUUUACUGCUGUGCAAAGUACUGUUUAUCAGGAUUUGCCAGCUGGUAUCACACCUACUUUGGAGAGCCAAGUGGUUACACAAGACAUAAUGAAGCUCAGAAGUCAAGCUAAGAUAGGUUGUUUUUUGCUGAAAGGCCUCAGUUCAGAAAAACUGUGGAUUUUAGCCUUGUUGAGAUGCUGAGCAUAGAACUUGUUCUUGAUCCUGCAUUGCACAAGAAGGUCUUUUCCCCAUGGUUAUGGAGAAGAGAUCCCAUCCUUUGCUGGCAGAGGAGAAGAUCAGGAGGCGGUCGCUUGGGGGCCUUACAGUGAAUGUGUCAGAGCAGGUCAUGCAGCCUCUUCCAGUUGUGCCCUUCCAAGAUGAAGCUGCUCCUCCUCCCUCAGUGGCACCCACACUUGAGAGCAAGCCACUUCAGGCACGAGACCCAGAAGAAGACCUCCUCUGCAUUGCUAAAACAUUUUCAUACCUGCGUGAAUCUGGCUGGUACUGGGGCUCUAUCACAGCCAGUGAAGCUAAGCAGCAGCUCCAAAAGACACCUGAGGGCACUUUCUUGGUACGGGACAGCACCCACCCCAGCUACCUAUUCACCCUUUCAGUCAAGACCAACAGAGGCCCCACCAAUGUGCGCAUAGAAUAUGCUGACAGCAAGUUCCGGUUAGACUCCAAUUGCCUCUCCAAGCCUCGGAUUCUGGCCUUCCCAGACGUGGUUAGCCUUAUCCAGCAUUACGUUCUUUCCUGCACUGUGGAGAGCAAGAGUGAGGCCCCUUACCCGGCUCCUCUGCCUCCCUUACAGAAGGAGAUGGUGGCCUCAGCGGUACAUUUGAAACUCAUCCGGCCACUUGGUCGCAAGGACGGUGCUCCCAGCUUGCAGCACCUCUGCCGGCUUCAGAUCAACAGAUCUACUGAAGAAACAGAACAGUUGCCUCUGCCAAAGAGAAUGAAAGAUUAUUUGAAACUAUACCCUUUCCGGCUUUGAGGACACUGCUCAUUUUAGUUUUGCCUCAGAUGGACAACAAAAAUAUUUUUAUAAUAAAUAAAAAAACUCAAAUACAGAGGGGACAGUGGUGUGGUUUUGAGCCACUAUGGUGCCAUGUUAUUCUGUGAGCACAGCAAAUAAGUGGCUACUAGAAGAGAUCAUAUCUUAUGUUCACUCCUGUUACUCUCCUUCCCCCCUCAGCUAUCCUAUUCCAUUCCCAUACCAUGGGGAACACUGCUUUUUCCAGUGAAAUGUGUGUGUGGUACAAAAUUCCAGUGCCCAAACCUCAGGGCUUCUCUGUUUCUUUCUGAUUAUGGCUGGGAGGAAGCUCUCCCAGCUUAUGCUCACUACUUGAAUUUCAAAAUCACCAUCACACCAGGAAUGUUCAGGCAUUGUUACUGUUGUUUAUUUAUACCCAUGGUAUACUCCCCCCAACUGCUUCUUAUUUAGAUUGUUUUUACUUCAUUCUCCUUUUCCAAACUACAUUAUUAGAAAAGGACUCAGACUGAAGCCUUAAGUUGUGUAUGUAUGUAUAUGGGGGAAGCUGAAUGUGAACUUCAGUUAAGAUGCCUGGUUGGAAGCCUGCUCCAUCAUCUGCAAUGCUGUAUUGUAGUAUUCCCCAGCGGGGGCCCUCUAGACAAUUUAGACUUCACUUCUCAUUAUUGAACUGGUUGAUGAGUAUCUGGUUGGAGAAGUUUGGAUAGGGAUCCUAUCCCUACCAUGAAAUUGCUCACCUGAGUGAAUGUGGACUUAAAUCAAAAUGGAUCUUUUCUCUCCAUUUCCCUUUUGAAGAGAAGGCUCCCAGUAUUAACCUGUUGCAUGACAUCCCACUGAUUGGCUCUCAAACCAACAACAGGAAAUGGUUCCUGAGUUCCUGUCGCACAAAACUUAAGGGUAUGUUUUGGUGGGAUGAUCACACACGGACUAUUGGUUAUAAAGGUGAUUCCUACUAUAUUGCAGCUGCAACACAUCUUUGUUUAUUUUCCUUUGCUGAGGGAAGUAGCAAAACCCAGGCACCUCCCCACUCACCAUUAUUUCACUAGUGUCAGCCAAUCAGUUGAAUGUUAUGCCAUUGUUACAUCAGUCUGUUAGUUCCAUGGUGAUUCACCAUGGAGAACAGGAUCAGAACAGGAUCCUAUUGUAUCCAGUCCUAUUUUGCUUGUGGAGCUUUGAAUCGUGGCCUAAAUCCAGUAUUGGUGUUUGAUUUUUAUACUGGAUUUUUUAGGGGAAUUACUUCCUUAAAAUCCUUUCUUGCUUUCAUAAAAUUGACCUAUGGACACUUACUAACUUUGAUGCUGCAUCUUUUAUAAAGGGCCAAGAAAGCAAGAAAGAAUUGUCCAUCUUGUUUGUACACAAUAUCCAACCAGUCCUUGUUUAACUUGUAUUUAUUAGGGUUGAGGUGAAUGCACCAGGGUUGACUGUUUAAGAGUAAGAUAACCCCUUGGUGUUAAUUUGCUUUCCACUCCUUCCUCAGACUCAUUCAGGGUGAUUGGUAUGGGGGAGGUGUAGCACCUCUCAUUUAAGCUCACCUUCUGAACCAGAAGGGCAGUUCAAUGUAUUGGGAAGCUUUUCAAGAGAAGAGGUGAGGUAGCAAACUAGAUGCCGUUGGCUCCCAUCUCUAGUGACCCCAUGAUUGUGCUUUUGGUGACUCCAUUCAUUUGUCCACCAUCCCCAAUGGACAUUGGCUACCAUGCAUUCUCUUAAGAUGGAAGGUUCAUACAGUCUAAGAAUUCGGUUGUCUUCCAUUAAAUGUCUUAAUUUCCUAGGACAGUCAAUGGAUAUACCUGCUUUUAUAGGCCUAUGGCUGAGUUUGAGAAAGAUGCCUCUACUAUGAUAGAGGGUGAAAAGCAAGGAUUAAGACCAGACUUCCUCAGUGGCCAUGCUGGCAGCAAUAAUCUAACACAUGUGGAAGACAUCAGGUUGGGGAAGUAGAAAUCCCAGGGCAACCUGAAGGAAAUGUUAGGAGCAAGGUGCUCCUAUCAGCAAUCUAACAUGACCUGCUGUAUUUAGUCAUUGUCCUUUUCUUUUCAUGUCCCCCCCACCCCAAUCCCAGCAUUUGUUAUUUCUGUUUUUCUUUUGGUUACUUUCAUAAUUGCUGGAGGAUGUGUGCGUGUGUGGUAUCUGGUUUGUUGAACAAUGAGUUCUCGCCACUUAUGUACUAUGGCAGGUGCUAGAGCAAGAGCAAAUGAAUGAGAAAAGAAAAUAUAUCGAAACAAAACAAAAUACAAUAAAUCUUAUUUUUAAAUAUAAA